AUGCAGCCCCUGGUGAUGCAGGAAUGGCUCCAUGUCCUCCCACGAUGUCCUGAGUGGCACCUCCGGGACCAGGCACAGCACAGCAGCACUGCCCGCCCGCUGUCUCAGGUUGAAGCCUCACAGGAUGGUGCAGGACCUUCGUGUGUGACCCCCCGGGCUCCAAGCAGUGCUGCCGGGCCCCAGGCCCCUCUGGAGAUGAAUCUUUGCUGGAACGAGAUCAAAAAGAAAUCCCACAGCCUUCGGGCUCGGCUGGAGGCCUUCUCUGACCACAGUGGGAAGCUGCAGGUGCCUCUCCAGGAGAUCAUUGACUGGCUGGGGCAGAAGGAUGAGGAGCUGUCGGCACAGCUGCCCCUGCGGGGCGAUGUUCUCCUGGUGCAGCAGGAGAAGGAGACACACGCGGCUUUUAUGGAAGAAGUGAAGUCUCGGGGACCAUACAUUUACUCUGUCCUGGAGUCAGCACAGGCUUUCCUUUCCCAGCACCCAUUUGAGGAAUUAGAAGAACCAACUUUGGAAAGCAAAGAUGUGUCUCCCCGGCACCGGAUCCAGAACAUCAGCCGCUUUGUCUGGAAGCAGGCGAACGUGGCCAGCGAGCUGUGGGAGAAGCUCACAGCCCGGUGUGUGGACCAGCACCGCCACAUUGAACGGACCCUGGAGCAGCUGCUGGAGAUUAAAGGGGCUAUGGAGGAGCUCAGCACCACCCUGGACCAGGCUGAAAGCGUGCGGGAGACAUGGGAACCCAUCGGGGACCUCUUCAUUGACUCCUUGCCAGAGCACAUCCAGUCAACCAAGCUGUUCAAAGAGGAGCUCUCCCCCAUGAAGGAUGGGGUGAAAGUGGUCAAUGAUCUUGCACACCAGCUUGCUAUCUCAGAUGUCCACCUGUGUAUGGAGAAUUCCCGCACCCUGGAGCAGAUCAACACCCGCUGGAAACAGCUGCAGGCCUCCAUAAACGAACGCCUGAAGCAGCUCCAAGAUGCUCACCGGGAUUUUGGACCAGGCUCCCAGCACUUCCUCUCCUCCUCUGUCCAAGUCCCCUGGGAGCGAGCCAUUUCCCCCAACAAAGUGCCAUACUACAUCAACCACCAGGCCCAGACGACGUGCUGGGACCACCCAAAGAUGACAGAGCUGUACCAGACACUGGCGGAUUUGAACAACAUCAAGUUCUCGGCAUAUCGGACGGCCAUGAAACUUCGGCGGGUGCAAAAAGCCCUUCGAUUGGACAUGGUCACCCUGGCCACGGCUUUGGAAAUCUUCAAUGAGCACGACCUGCAGCCCAGCGACCGGGCCAUGGAUGUGGUGGAGGUCAUCCACUGCCUGACCGCCCUCUAUGAGCGGCUGGAGGAGGAGCGGGGCAUCCUGGUGAACGUGCCCCUCUGCGUGGACAUGAGCCUCAACUGGCUGCUGAAUGUCUUUGACAGUGGCCGCAGUGGGAAGAUGAGAGCUCUCUCCUUCAAGACGGGCAUUGCGUGUCUGUGCGGGACAGAGGUCAAGGAGAAGUUCCAGUAUCUUUUCAGCCAAGUGGCCAACGCCGGGGGACUGUGUGACCAGCGGCACCUCGGCGUCCUGCUCCACGAGGCCAUCCAGGUCCCACGCCAGCUGGGGGAGGUGGCAGCGUUCGGGGGCAGCAACGUGGAGCCCAGCAUCCGCAGCUGCUUCCGCUUUAGCAAUGGGAAGUCUGCCAUUGAGGCGUCCCAGUUCCUGGAGUGGGCCAACCUGGAGCCACAGUCCAUGGUGUGGCUGGCGGUGCUGCACCGGGUGACCAUGGCCGAGCAAGUGAAGCACCAGACCAAGUGCUCUGUGUGCCGGCAGUGCCCCAUCAAGGGGUUCAGGUAUCGGAGCCUGAAGCAGUUCAAUGUGGAUAUCUGUCAGACCUGCUUCCUCACCGGGCGAGCCAGCAAGGGCAACAAGCUGCACUACCCCAUCAUGGAGUACUACACCCCGACCACAUCCAGUGAGAACAUGAGAGACUUUGCCACGACACUGAAGAACAAGUUUCGGUCCAAGCAGUACUUCAGCAAGCACCCACAGAGAGGUUACCUGCCCGUCCAGUCUGUGCUCGAGGCUGACUUCUCUGAGACCCCAGCCUCCUCCCCGAUGUUACCACAUGCUGACACACACUCCCGGAUUGAACACUUUGCCAGCAGGCUUGCAGAGAUGGAAAGCCAGAAUUGUUCCUUCUUCAGUGAAAGCCUGUCCCCUGACGACAGCCUGGAUGAGGACCAGUACCUGCUGCGCCAUUCCAGCCCCAUCACUGACAGAGAGCCUGGGGGCAGCCAGCCAGUUCCAGGAAGCCUCAACAUGGAUGACAAGGGAGAGCUGGAGAGAGUCCUGGCCCACUUAGAGGAUGAAAACAGGAUCCUCCAGGGAGAGCUGAGACGUUUGAAAUGGCAGCAUGAUGAGGCAGUGGAGUCUCCAACCUUGGCUACAAGCUCUCCUGAGUCAGUGCAAGACCCACGUAACGACGAGCUCCUGGCAGAAGCGCGAAUCCUGCGGCAGCACAAGAGCCGUCUGGAGACACGGAUGCAGAUCCUGGAGGACCACAACAAGCAGCUGGAGUCACAGCUGCACAGGCUGAGGGAGCUGCUGCUACAGCCUCCAGCAGAGUCAGAAGGCAAUGGUUCAGCAGCCUCUUCCUUGGCCUCAUCUCCACAUCAGUCAGAAGGUAGCCAGGCAAAGGAGAAGGAGCACAACACCCCUGACACUGAAACUGCAGAUGAGGUGGAAGCCAAAACCCAGGAAGUCAGCAUGUGCCUGGAAGACAUAAUGGAGAAGCUGCGGAGCGCCUUCCCCAACUCUCGAGGUAUGACCUCCCUUAUCUAA
Molecule: messenger RNA, 2817 nt
Organism: Sturnus vulgaris (Common starling)
Lineage: Eukaryota; Metazoa; Chordata; Aves; Passeriformes; Sturnidae
Gene: DRP2
Product: dystrophin related protein 2
Biological process (GO): synaptic signaling
Cellular component (GO): plasma membrane
Molecular function (GO): protein binding; zinc ion binding
Source: RefSeq, a predicted model, not a curated record